Messenger RNA from Cetraspora pellucida, 1413 nucleotides. The record is from the annotation of a GenBank genome assembly. Lineage: Eukaryota; Fungi; Glomeromycota; Glomeromycetes; Diversisporales; Gigasporaceae.
AUGUCGAUAAACUUAUUGUCAACAGAAACCUUAAAAGAGAUUUUCGAAAAUUUAAUAAUCAAUAAUCCACGUUCAUUUAAUUCACGGUCAUGUAAUUCAAAAACAACCAAACUUCUUGCAAAAUCUUAUUUACUAUGUCUUCCCAAAGAUAAAAAAGAAUACAUAAAAAAGGAAGGAAUAUGUUUUCCGCCCGCUCCACGUGGACGACCACCACUCUUUGAUUACCCGUCAUUUUUAAGAAUCCUAGAUUUGGAUCGUAUUUCAGAGAUGGCAAAAUUAUGGAUUAUUCAUCGAAGAACCUUGACAAAACCAAAGCAAAAUUACAUAGAUAUAUUGAAAAAAACAUUUUAUGAAUUGUUUAUGGAACGAGCUGAGAUGAUUCAUUCCAUUAAUCAUUCUGGAAUUUUUGGAAAUGUAAAAACUCCAUUAUUUGAUAAGAGAGCUCCAAAUUUACAAAAAUUGAAAAAGAUUCAAUUUUUCGAAAGGGAAGAUGACACUACAUUCAUAGAAAACAUUUCUGAAGUAGCGAAUAAUCUUCAACACAUUAUCGCUCAAAAUAGAAGUUCUCGGCUUGCACUUUGCGCAUGUAAAGCAUUGGCAAACCUUAUUGAAAAUCAAAAUGCAUUACAACAUCUUGGUGUCAUUGGAUAUUAUCAUAACAUUUCAAUAAUCAUUCAAUCAGUAAAAAGUCAAAAGAAUUCAUUGGUAAGACUUGAAUUGUGCAACAUGGACUUUCAAUACUUUAAUAAUAAUGCAUUUGAUGCGUUGGCAUUAUGUAUUCAUUUAAAAUCAUUCGAAAUCGUUAAUUGUAAAAGAACGAAUGAUACAUGUUUAAAACCUUGGCCAAACAUGUUUCCCAAGUUACAAAAAUUCAAGUUUCACAAUAAUGUAUUUUAUGAUAUUGCAUUUCCGACAAACUUUAUUUCCAAGAUAAUUGAAUCAGCAAAUGAUAAUCUUCGAUACAUUAAAAUCAUCUCUACAACACCACCACAAGUAAAUAGAUCAAAAGUCGCAAAUAUCAUAGCUGAAAAUUGCCCAAAUCUUCAACAUUUAUCAUUCAUAACGCUAUCGAAUUCUGAGAUUAUUUCUAUUUUAGAUUCAUGUCAAAAGUUGAAAGAACUAAAAUUCUAUACGGAAAAUAACUUUGAUGAUUCCAUGUUUAUAGAAAUGGCAAAACGUUUACCACCUACACUUCAAUACUGGGAUCUUGCUAUCGAAGCAGCUAAUUAUUAUCCAUCACCUAAUGCAGUCAGAUCAUUUAUUGACAAUAUCGAGAAAAACUCUCUCAAGGUUUUUCAUUUCACGAGCCUUUAUUUCGGGGAUCCUUAUUUGGAAUGUGCUAUCAAAAGGUUACUCGAACAGAAAGGAAUUAUGACUUCAUUCACGGAUGCAAAUGUUGAACCCUUUUAUUAA